AUGCUGAGCACGGAAAGUUUGGCUGGGGCGAGAGCCCUGGGCGAGGAAUCGCUGCAGAUGUGGGACCUCAACAAGCGGCUGGAGGCCUACCUGGCCCGUGUGAAGUUCCUGGAGGAGGAGAACGAGGUGCUGCGAGCCGAAAUCCAGAGCGCCAAGGGCAGCCCCGACGGCGACGCGUGGAGGGCCAGGUACGAGGAGGAGCUGCGAGCACUGCGGGAUGCCCUGGACCAUGCUUUUAGGGAGAAAUGCACGGCCGAGCUGGCCAGGGACAACCUCUACGAGGAGGUGGAGAGGGUGAAAAGCAGGUGCCAGAAGGAGCAGGCAGCCCGGGAGGAAGCCAAGAAGCUGCUGUCCCUGGGCAAAAAGGAGCUGGAGGAGGAGAGGAGGGCGCAGAUUUGGCUGAAGGAGCGGGCGGCGCAGCUGGAGAAGGAGGUGGGAGCGUUGCUGGAGGCACACGAGGAGGAGAAAGCGGGGCUGGACCAGGAGAUCACCAGCUUCUCGCAGGGUUUGGAGACCUUCCCCUGUGCGCCGGUGGCUUUCCAGCCCGUGGAGGUGGAGGACUACUCCAAGAGGCUCUCGGAGAUAUGGAAAGGGGCGGUGGAGACCUACAAGGCGGAGGUGUGGCAGCUGGAGGGAUCCCUGUGCCAGGCCAAGGAGAGCCUCUGGAAGGCGGUGGAGGACAACCAGAGGAGCAGGGGGCAGCUCCAGCACCUGGAGAAGGAGCUGGAGGGGCUGCGAGCUCGGAAGGAGAUGCUGGAGGAGAGCCUGGCCCGGCAGUGGCAGGAGCAGCGCGGGGAGGCUGAGAAGGUCCAGGUGGGUGAAGGCGAUGGGGAGGCACAAAUCCCACCCAGGGAGGGGGAGAUUGGGGUGCAGUGA
This is a messenger RNA of Mesitornis unicolor (brown roatelo), 876 nucleotides long. RefSeq names its product tanabin-like. The record is from RefSeq and is a predicted model, not a curated record. The transcript has a single exon. Gene Ontology annotation, biological process: positive regulation of intermediate filament depolymerization. Gene Ontology annotation, molecular function: intermediate filament binding; CCR5 chemokine receptor binding. Gene Ontology annotation, cellular component: intermediate filament. NCBI's taxonomy places the organism in Eukaryota, Metazoa, Chordata, Aves, Mesitornithiformes, Mesitornithidae. The coding region runs from base 1 to 876 and encodes 291 amino acids.